AUGGCUGCGAUCGGAACUCUCGUCUUUUGUAUCGACUGCGGUAAUCUAUUGCCUGCAACAAAAGGGACCCAGCGAAAUGUUUUGCAUUGCGAAUGCUGUGGUGCAGAGAAUCGAGGUUGUGCAGAUACUGGUUCCAAAGUUACCGUUACACAAACAAAACCCUCCGAUUUCCCUUCUUUCUUGAGACAGAAGCUCCAGUCAAGUGUCCAGGCUGUUGAGAAGCACAAUUUGCAAACUGAUAGCACUGCUCACGAAACAUGCCCCAAGUGCGGUCGUGAAGAGGUCAAGUAUACCAACGUUCAAUUGCGCGGUGCAGAUGAAGGAUCAACGGUCAUCUACCUUUGCGAUUGCGGCAACUCGUGA
Messenger RNA from Fusarium musae, 363 nucleotides. RefSeq lists its product as uncharacterized. Gene Ontology annotation, biological process: DNA-templated transcription; termination of RNA polymerase I transcription. The coding region runs from base 1 to 363 and encodes 120 amino acids. Gene Ontology annotation, cellular component: RNA polymerase I complex. NCBI's taxonomy places the organism in Eukaryota, Fungi, Ascomycota, Sordariomycetes, Hypocreales, Nectriaceae. The transcript has 2 exons. The record is from RefSeq and is a predicted model, not a curated record. Gene Ontology annotation, molecular function: zinc ion binding; nucleic acid binding; DNA-directed RNA polymerase activity.